Messenger RNA from Phytophthora sojae, 3348 nucleotides. RefSeq lists its product as hypothetical. Bases 1 to 3348 code for a protein of 1115 amino acids. The transcript has 2 exons. The record is from RefSeq and is a predicted model, not a curated record. Gene Ontology annotation, cellular component: nuclear pore; cytoplasm. Gene Ontology annotation, biological process: protein export from nucleus. Gene Ontology annotation, molecular function: small GTPase binding; nuclear export signal receptor activity. Lineage: Eukaryota; Oomycota; Peronosporomycetes; Peronosporales; Peronosporaceae.
AUGGACGCCAACCAGCUGCGCGAGCUGGAGACGCUGUGCCGCGUGCUGUACGAGAGCGGCAACGAGGCGGAGCGCGCGCACGCGCAGCAGGCCGUGCUCAUCCUGCAGAGCUCGGCCGAGUACAUCCCGCAGUGCCAGUACGUGCUGGACAACUCGUCGUCGCCCUACGCGCUGCUCGUGGCCAGCACAAGCCUCACGAAGCUCAUCACGUCGCACUGGAACAACUUCACCACGCCGCAGCGCGUCGACAUCCGCAACUAUGUGCUCGGGUACCUGGCCCAGAAGGGGCCGACGCUCGAGAAGUUCGUGACGACGUCGCUCAUCCAGAUGGUGUGCCGCCUCACCAAGUACGGCUGGUUCGACGACGAGCAGCACCGCGAGAUCGUGGCCGAGGUGACCAAGUUCCUGCAGGCCACGGUGGACCACUGCGUCAUCGGGCUGCAGAUCCUGAGCGAGCUCGUGACGGAGAUGAACCUGCCCGUGGCAGGGCGCAACAUCACGUUCCACCGCAAGAUCGCCGUGUCCUUCCGCGAGGACUCGCUCUUCCGCAUCUUCCAGGUCGCGCUCACGUCCAUCAAGCAGCUGCAGAUGCACAACAUCCGCGGCGCGUCGCCCCAGCAGGAGGCGCGCAUGGGCGACCAGGCGCUCGCGCUGCUCAUCAAGUGCCUGUCCUUCGACUUCAUCGGCACGAACCCGGACGAGUCGUCCGAGGAGACGGGCUCGCUGCAGGUGCCCACGUCCUGGCGCUCGGUGAUCCAGGACCCGGACACGAUCCAGCUGCUCUUCGACUUCUACAAGACGACCAACCCGCCCAACACGUCCAAGUGCCUGGAGGCGCUCAUGCUCUUCGCCUCCGUCAGGCGCAACCUCUUCUCGCCCGACAAAGAGCGCAGCGUGUACCUUGCGCACUUGCUCAAGGGUAUCUGCGCCAUCCUGCGCGCGCAGGAGGGACUGUCGGACCAGCAGAACUACCACGAGUUCUGCCGCUUGAUCGGCAGGUUGAAGUCGAACUACCAGCUCUCGGAGCUCAUGAAGACCGAGUCGUUCCAGGAGUGGAUGGAUCUCACGCCCGACUUCACGAUCAAGUCGUUCCGCCAGUGGCAGUGGUCCGCCAACUCGACGCACUACUUGCUGGCCCUGUGGGCGAGGCUCGUGGCUGCUCUGCCCUACGUGCGCGCGGACUCGGUGCCCGGAUCGCCCAACUCCGGGGCGAUCAACUUUUUGGAUACGCGCGUGCCACAGGUUAUUCAGGCUUACAUCCAGUCGCGGCUCGACUCGGCGGAGCAGUGCGCGCUUGACGACACGCUGGACAACCCGCUGGAUGACGAGGGUGGGCUGUAUGAGCAGCUGGAGAAGCUGCCGACGCUGUGCCACUUCAACUACCGCCAGACUGGCGAGUACAUCGUAUCAGUGUUGGAUCCGAUCCUGAAUCAGUACGCGGAGGCGUGCAGCAUUUUGGACCAAAGUGGCGGGGCCGCGAUCCCUCCGCAGCAGCAACAGCAGCUCGAAAGCAUGGAGAACCAGACUGCGUGGCUUGUGUACGCUAUUGGCGCCAUCAUCGGCGGUCAGACGUACUCGUCCACGUCGACCGAGGGGGACGAACUUGUAGACGCGGACCUCUCGCAGCGCGUGUUCCGGGCGAUGCAGCUGACGGAGCAUCGGAUCAUCGCGUCGGGCGGCCAAACAAAGCCUAGUGUGCACUUUGAGUUAUCGUUGCUAUACUACUUUAGCAGCUUCCGCAAGAGCUACAUCGGCGAACAGCACGGCAUGCCGUCGGCGCCCACGCCGCCGUCCUCCAUGCAGCCCGCGUCCGCUGGGGCGGCUUCAUCGCCUAUCAUGGCCCCUAGUGAGAGCGCCAUGUCUUCUAAGCACAAAGCAUACUUGCGCAUGUUCGAGCGGCUAGGACUGGGCGACCACACGGUCGUUGUGAACAUGAUGGUAACGAAAGUGGGCAACAAUCUCAAAUUCUGGGGUGAGACCGAAGUGGUUAUUAGCAAGACUCUGGCGCUGUUCUUCGAGGUUGCAUCUGGGUACUCCUCGGGCAAGCUGCUCCUCGGGCUGGAAACGGUGCAGUACCUUAUUGGAAACCACACCGCAGAGGAGUUCCCGUUCCUUGCGAUACCGGCGAACACGCGGCACCGAACCACGUUCCACUCGACUAUCGCGCGGCUCAUUUUCACGACAGCGUUUGACGAAUCUUCAGAGCGUUUCGAGCGGUUUAUGGAGCCCAUUGAGAACGUGCUGAACCAGUUGCUACAGACACCCAACUACAGAGUGCCGGAAGUUCGCGAGGCUGUGAUCGGAGUGUGCCGCGACCUGCGCGGCAUCGUGCAGCAGACGCACAACCGGCGUACGUACAGCUGCAUCUUCGACUUGCUGUAUCCGGCCUACUUCCCCGUGUUCGUCCGAGCUGCUGAUGAGCUCUACGACCACCCGGCGGUGACGACUGCGCUGCUCAAGUUUUUACAGGAGCUGGCGUACAACAAGGCCCAGCGUGUCACGUUCGACCAAAGCUCAGCUAGCGGCAUCUUGCUGUUCCGGGAGCUGAGCAGCGUCGUCGUAGCGUACGGGCGGCGGAUACAACCAGUGCCGGCCGGGAAGAACCCGUACGGCGAUAAGUAUAAGGGCGUGGCGCUUUGCCUGGGUAUUCUGUACCGAGCGCUGGGCGGGAACUACGUGAAUUUUGGCGUGUUCCAGCUCUACAACGACAAGUCGCUGGAGAACGCACUAGAGAUCGCGCUGCAGCUUGUCCUAUCUAUCCCCCACGAGGACCUGAUGCACUACCCCAAGGUGAAGAACGCCUACUUCUUCUUCCUGGAGAUUUUGUUCCGGAAUCAGUUGGCUUCCGUCGUGGCGCUGGAGGACGGGAUCUUCCGGCAGCUCGUGCAGUCCUUGCACGAAGGUAUGAACUCGUACGACCUGGCUAUCGCUGCUCAGUGCGCGACAGCGGUGGAUCACCUCGCGUCGCUGUAUUUCCAGGAGAUGAAGAAGAAGCGGGAUACGCCGGUGAAGCACGCCUUGCGCGCACACGUCCAGGGCUCGCCGAACAUGUGGUCGACGCUGCUAGCGGCGCUGCUGGACAUUUUGGUGUACGGCGAGGUGAACUCGCAGUGGGCGCUGUCCCGGCCGAUCUUGAGUCUCACACUGUGCAGCGAGGAAGCGCUGACCAACUACCAGCAGUCACUUAGCUCUUCACAGCCGCCUGAGAACCGAGCGCAGAUCGAGGAGGCGUUUGCCGCGCUGUUCGCAGACGUGCGUCCCAACCUGGAGGCCGCCAACCGCGACAAGUUCACACAGAGGCUGGGCCAGUUCCGCAACACACUGCGCGGCUUCCUUACUAUCCAAUAA